Molecule: messenger RNA, 2790 nt
Organism: Scedosporium apiospermum
Lineage: Eukaryota; Fungi; Ascomycota; Sordariomycetes; Microascales; Microascaceae
Product: Hydrolase
Exons: 2
Coding region: 1-2790 (929 amino acids)
Source: RefSeq, a predicted model, not a curated record
AUGGACCCUCCAACGACCCAUCCUCCCCCUAUCCCAAGACAGAGCCGUCAUCAAUCGCGCCAAAGGGCUUUACAGAACCAUCCGUCGUCGUCGAACACGUAUUCUCGGCCGCUCGAGUCUCGCCAAGGACAAGUACCUCCCGCGUCACCCGAAGUCAUCUCAUCCCUAAUCACGAGCCUUUCGGUCAUCUCGAAGCCCGCAAGCAACCACUUCGAAGGACCGGCUGCUAACUUUUCCGCCCCUGGAUCGCCUCGCGAAGGAAGCUUCGGCGUCGACUACGGCGCGUACUCCCAACCUUCGCAGGACGAGGAUCACGCCCACGGCCUCUCUCUCGACGAACUCGCCGCCAGCCCUCCCGUCAUCCGAACCGCGAAACCGCCAUCGGGCUUCUCGCCGCUGACUGCUCCCAAGUCUCCGUCCCACGAGCCCAGUGCCUUCAAGUCUUUCCUCAGGACCGCCUCCCGCCCGUCGUCCAAGGGCUCCCUCGGUUCUCGCGACGAUACCCAGAGCAUCGGUAACCUGUCAAUCGAGCGAGGAGUCUCUCCUCAACAGCCUGAACUCCAGAGAAAGCGAUCCCAUGACAGCUGGGGCAAGAAACAAGGUCGCAGCCAAAAGGGGCUCAUGUACAUGAGCUCGAAAGAGAGACUACGUGAGAGGGAACUCGAGAAAAAGCGGGCCAGCAUCGGCGCCGUAGGUGGAGCCUUGAACGGCUUCAGUCCCGCGGCGUCCUCGCGUCCCGAUCCUUUCCUCGCCGAGACCCCUAUCACGGAGGAGCAGUCCGUUCACGAGUCACCGCGGAGAGAUCCGAGCCCAGAGAAGACCAAAACUACUACCCUCACCGUAACAAUGCCUGCUAGUGUUAACGUGGACCUUCCAAGUCCUCGACCGAUACCCGCCCGUGAUUCCUCUCUAAGGAAGACAGGAUCUGGGUCCAAGAGGUCAUCUGCGAGGCACUCCCGAUCCAAGCGAGACGGCGAUCUACCCACUGAUACUAUUCACGAAACUGACGAGCACACACGAUCCCGAGACACCCCGACUUCUACUAGCCCUCUUCCCCCUCCCGUGCCGAGCAAAUCUCCGGAAGUAACCACUCUCAGGCACCCCGCUGCGCAAAAUGUUACCACCACCACAAUCACCCGAGAAUUCCCAUCAUCUUCCAAAUCGCAGCCGUCCCAUUACCGCUCCCCCAGUAACAGCCGGUUGGAGGGCAUGAACAUCCACCCACAUAGCGCUGAUGACCUCGACAAUGAAGAUUUUGCCCCCUUCCCAUCCGUCGCACAAGGCCGCAGGCGAGAUGCUAGCUACGACCGUGGUCGACGGCGUUCCGGCCAGAUCACUCCCGAUCCUCUUGAUAGCGUACGAAUAAAGAGGAGCAGCUCCAAGCUGAAACGCGGAUCUGGUCCUCUGAGCCCCCGAGCAGCCGAGGAUAAGAACGGCGGCAACCGCAGUCGCUUGAGCUCCCCCGAACCUGCAGUCCCACACGGCUACGAGCGACCCCGAAGCGCCGAUUCUAUUGAUGAUGCUGUUGAGUCGUACCUCUGCUCCCCGAGGCUAUCGCAAAAGAUUCGGCAUCCACAGACUGGGAGGGUCAUUUCAUUUUCCGAAGUCGGAGAUUCCGAGGGCUCGGCGGUAUUCUGUUGCGUUGGCAUGGGUUUGACGCGAUACAUUACGGCUUUCUAUGACGAACUUGCGCUUACGCUUAAGCUUCGUCUCAUUACGCCGGACCGACCUGGUGUUGGCGAUAGCGAGCCGUAUGCCGACGGUACCGCUACGCCGCUCAGCUGGCCUGAUGACGUUUACGCGAUUUGCCAGGCACUCAAGAUUAACAAGUUCUCGAUCCUUGCCCACUCUGCUGGUGCCAUCUAUGCCCUUGCGACGGCGCUUCGAAUGCCGCAACAUAUUCGAGGACGGAUCCACCUCCUUGCGCCAUGGAUCCCUCCCUCGCAGAUGAACGUCUUCGGAACCUCGCAGAACUUGCCGCCGACGAAUGCGAUCCCCACGUCCCAGCGCAUCCUGAGGGCGUUGCCGACACCGAUUCUCAAGGCCGCGAACAGCUCCUUCAUGUCGGCGACGAGCAGCUCGAUUACCAGUUCCCUGCCCAAGACGCAGCGCAGGGGCAAGAGGAAAUCGAACAACAACCGUGCGUCUGAUGCACCGACGCUAGGCGACCAACCAACCCGGGGUGUCGCGAGCAACGACAAGGAGAACAUCGGGCACGACGCGCAGAAGAAUGGGCAGGCCAAUGGUGAUGGCGAGCAGCUAUCCAACGGCGCGGGUGUCCCCACGGCGACGGAGAAUAUGGAUCUCGUGCGGCCUUCGGGAGGCCAGGGUGCUCACCUAAAGAAUUCCGAGCGUGCCGUCAUCGCCGCUGCGGCCACAGCGAUGGCAGACAAGGAGAGGCAGAUGACGUACGAUAACCGGCUGACCCACGCUAUUUGGGAACUGGCGACGACGGGAGCGAACCCCGCCGUUGAUUUGCUCGUCUGUCUCGAGAGGCGGCAUACUAUCGGCUUCCGAUACGUCGACAUUACGAGGCCCGUUGUGAUCCACCAUGGCAGCCGGGAUACGCGCGUGCCGGUGGAGAACGUCAGGUGGCUUGGUAAGACGAUGCGGAGGUGCGAGGUGCGCGUGCUCGAGGGCGAGGGCCACGGUCUCAUGGCGAGUGCGACGGUAAUGGGCUCCGUGCUGAUGGAGAUUAGCAAGGAGUGGGAGGACUGGAUGCGCGUGACGGGUACGUCUAGGACUAGGAGUGGAGACCGAGGCAGGCGCAUGGGAACCGCGGUGAGGUAA